Messenger RNA from Talaromyces stipitatus ATCC 10500, 1125 nucleotides. Its product is annotated as 4-hydroxyphenylpyruvate dioxygenase, putative. Bases 1 to 1125 code for a protein of 374 amino acids. The record is from RefSeq and is a predicted model, not a curated record. NCBI's taxonomy places the organism in Eukaryota, Fungi, Ascomycota, Eurotiomycetes, Eurotiales, Trichocomaceae. The transcript has 2 exons.
AUGGCUUUUGCCGAACGCGUUUCCCUGAUCAACAUGCGAUCGUACAGUGCUGGCUUCGCGGAAGAAGAGCAAAAGAUGCUUCGACGGACAGAGAAGUGUGCCCCGGCAAUUUCAACCAUGUCCCUCGGGCGCGCCUGGGUGCAUUGCAUGCCAGAAAAGCUGCACCAAGCCGCCAAAGCAGGGUUUCAAGGGAUUGAACUUUUUUAUGAAGACUUGGAAGGCUUCGCAAAAUCACCUGGAGAGGGUAGUAUCAUAGACGCAGCAAGAGAAAUACGUCGCUUGUGUGAUCUCAAUCAAUUGGCUAUCAUUAAUUUACAACCUUUCGGAUUCUACGGGGGUCUUUUAGACCGCGAAAAACACAAACGAAAGAUUGAGGAGAUAAAAUUCUGGUUCAGAUUGGUCAAGAUAUUAAGAACAGACCUGAUUCAUAUACCGUCGAAUUUUUUACCUAAGGAGGAACUUUCAGAUGCUAUCGACCUUCUUGUUAGCGACAUGACUGAACUUGCCGAUUUGGGUCUGGAGGAAAGACCCCCUGUAAGGUUCGCCUUUGAGAGCCUUUGCUGGGGGACCUAUGUUGACACAUGGGAACAGUCCUAUGAAGUGGUGCAGAGAGUGAACAGAGUAAACUUUGGUUGCUGCCUCGACACAUUCAAUAUCGCAGGCCGGAUAUGGGCUGACCCGGAGAGUCCCUCGGGAAGAACCCAAAAUGCAGACACCGCCCUCAAAGCUUCCCUUGAUCGAAUGCGUGCAACCAUCGACAUUGAGAAAGUGUUUUUCAUCCAACUGGUUGACGCUGAGCGCAUGAAGAGACCCCUAAUUGAGGGACACCCAUGGCAUGUCAAGAACCAGCCACCGAGGAUGUCGUGGAGUCGCAAUGCAAGGCUCUUUGCAUACGAGACAGACAGAGGUGGUUACCUUCCCAUUCUAGACAUCGCGAAAACCAUAUUGAGAGACCUUGGGUAUAAAGGGUGGGUGUCUAUGGAAUUAUUCUCAAGAACAAUGGCGGACCCCGACCCUUCGGUGCCGGCCACGCACGCAAAGAGAGGAAUCGAUUCCUGGAAAAAGCUAAGCGCGGAUAUCCUCGAUAUUGACAGAGUUUCUCAUCAAUGCAGUGGACGGCUUUGA